GCAGCUUUGGAACUACGUCCCUCUGGACAUCCUCUUCGGUCUCUAUCGCUCCACGGUCUUGCCCUCUGUCUAUCUAAUAGAUAUGACAACCAGGGGCUAGUUGCUGACUUGGAAGCAGCCAUCAUGCUCGGACGUGCUGCACUUGAACGCUGUCCAUCAGGGCAUCCUAAUCGUGGUGUAACUUUCUACAAUCUCGCUUGCGACCUUAGGAAGAGGUUUGUGAAACAGGCUGGGAUCUGCGACUUGGAUGAAGCGAUUAAGUUGCACCGAGGAGCUUUGGAACUACUUCCCUCCGGACAUCCUCUUCGGUCUUUAUUGCUUCAUGGACUUGCUCUCUGCCUGUCUAAUAGAUAUGACAAGCUAGGGGUAUUUGAUGACUUGGACGAAGCCAUCACGCUUGGACGUGCUGCACUAGAACUCUGUCCACCGGGGCAUCCCGAUCGUGGUGUAUCUCUCUACAAUCUCGCUUGUGACCUCAGAAUGAGGUUCAUGAAACAGGCUGUGAUGCGCAACUUGGAGGAGGCGAUUGACUUGCUCCGUGCAGCUUUAGAACUGCAUCCCACUGGACAUCCUCUUUGGUCUUUAUCGCUCCGUGCGCUCGCUCUCUGUCUGUCGAAAAGAUAUGACCAUCAGGGGCUAGAUGCUGGCCUGGAAGAAGCCAUUAUGCUCGGACGUGCAGCACUAGAGCUCUGUCCACCAGGGCACCCUGAUCGUGGCAUAUCUCUCCACAAUCUCGCUUGUGACCUCAGAACGAGGUUCACGAAACAAGCUGUGACGCGCGACUUGGACGAAGCAAUUGAGCUACACCAUGCAGCUUUGGAACUACAUCCUCCUGGAGAUCCCCUUCGGUCCUUAUCACUCCGGGAACUUGCUCUCUGCCUGUCUAAUAGAUAUGACAAGCUGGGGGUAUUUGAUGACUUGGAAGAAGCCAUCACGCUUGGACGUGCUGCACUAGAACCCUGUCCACCGGGGCAUCCCGGUCGUAGUGUAUCUCUCCACAACCUUGCCUGUGUCCUCAGGAGGAGGUUCAUAAAACAGGCCGUGAUGCGCGAUUUGGAGGAAGCGAUCGAGCUGCACCGCGCAGCUUUCGAACUACGUCCCGCUGGGCAUCCCGAACAGUCCUCAACGUUCCAUGAACUUGCUCUUUGUUUGUCACACAGACAUGAUAAGCAGGCCUUAGCCAAUGACUUGGAAGAGGCCAUCGCGCUCGGACGUGCAGCACUGGAGCUCUGUCCACCGGGGCAUCCCAAUCGUGGCGCGGUUCUUUGCAACCUUGCUUGCGACCUUUGGAAGAAGUUUCAGCAACAUGCUGACAUUCCCGGGCUGCACACGACGAAUUCCCUUCACCAGGCUGUGUUGGUAGUCCGUCCAACAAGCAAGGCUGACCUCGCCUCUUCCCUUUUCGAGUUCUCAGUACACCUCUGGGACAGAUUUCAGAAGCAGUCCAUGAUGACCGACUUGGACGACGCCAUUUGUCUCGCAACGUAUGCUUUGGAGCUCCGAUUACCUCACGAAGGGGCAAACUCGCACGAACCCGUCAUGUUCGACCGGGCGGCAGACAAUCUGUGUGACCUUGCGAAAUACCAUAGGGCCAGAUUCCACACUCAGCAUACAAUUGUCGACCUGAACGAGGCCAUCACGCUUUACCGAUAUAUGCUGCAACUCCGCCCGACUGGGCAUCCUCGUCACGCUUCGUCCCUUCACGACCUUGCACAGUGUCUAGCAGACCGGUUUCACCAACAGCCCAAAGCAGCUUCCCUGGACGAGGCUAUUGCACUUGAACAAAAAGCCCUGCAGUUACUCGUACGUGGAGAUCCUGACUAUGACGUAUCU
Molecule: messenger RNA, 1833 nt
Organism: Pisolithus orientalis
Lineage: Eukaryota; Fungi; Basidiomycota; Agaricomycetes; Boletales; Pisolithaceae
Product: TPR-like protein
Exons: 2
Molecular function (GO): protein binding
Source: RefSeq, a predicted model, not a curated record